Caenorhabditis angaria is the source of this 1720-nucleotide messenger RNA. The record is from the annotation of a GenBank genome assembly. Lineage: Eukaryota; Metazoa; Nematoda; Chromadorea; Rhabditida; Rhabditidae.
AUGACGUGUCGCGUUUUGCCAGCAAAUUGGUCUUUUCGAAUUUUUGAACAAGUGAGAACAGACACAAAAAUCUAGUGAGUUUUGAGGAGUACUGUAGACAGGGUACUGUAGAUAAAAUAUAACUUCUAGACAUGGAAGAUCGUAAUAUUACUGAUGCGGAUCGAGAAUGUCCAAAACAGGUGGACUAUGAUGAACGGGUCAAACCAACGAAGGAUUUGAAAGCUCUUCAACCGGUGCGUGAAUCGGGUCUUAGAUUAAUCGGGCCUAAUCGGGCCUGUCCGAUGGUCAUCCUGGCUCAAUUCAAAAAAUCUUCAAAAUCAGAUUUUCAGGGAGAGAACAUUGGUAAAAAUUGGAAGAUGGUGCGAGCGAUCGAUGCGGAAAAAGGGUUCAACACGAUUUAUAUUGCUGAACACUUGAAGAGCAAGAAAAUGGCGGCGGUUAAGGUAUCUUCCAAGAAUUCAGGUCCAAAAUUUACAAAAAUUUCAUUUUUCUACAGAUGGAGAAGAAGAAUGAGCCGAUUGAGAUUCUGAAAUUCGAACUAUACAUUUUGCUGAAAGUGGAGCAACAGAAAAAGUGCAAACAGUUUUGCAAGGUCUAUGAAAAAGGGCAGGAGCCCGAGUACAAUUUCAUCGCAAUCACUUUGUGCGGCAAAAAUCUUCGCGCACUUCGAAAACGUCUUCCCGGCGGGAAAUUGUCGCUUUGUUGUGGGCUGAGUGUUGCGCAACAAUGUUUGAAAGGAAUCGAGGAACUUCAUCGGGUAAAUUGGAAAAUUCAAACCACGCGCACUCUCGUCAACGCGGAGUCUCGUUGUUUUUUGAAAAACUAGAAUAGAUUUUGAUUUUUCGGGGAGAUUUUUGAGCAGCUUGAAAUUUUGAAUUCAAAAAUGAGCCUAACUGUUGAACCUUUAGGCUCUCAUCAAUCAAAAAGCUCUAAAAAUUCUGGAAAAAAAAUGUUUUGCUUAUGAAAAUUGUUAUUUUUCUCAAAAAAGAAAUGAAAAUAAAACAACGAGACUCCGCGUUGACGACACCGCGAAAAUUUAGCAAUAGAGCGAACAUGCAUUCUUCACAUUUUGCAGCUUGGUUUCAUUCAUCGAAACAUUGCUCCAUCGACAUUUGCCAUCGGAAAUUAUAGUGGAAAAAAUCCGGAAGAACUUCGAAAUGUCUACAUUUUGGAUUUCGGCUUCGCACAUCAAUACGUAAAACCAGAUGGAAAAUUGAAAGCGCCAAGCGUAAAUCCAUGGAAAUAUGUUGGAAGUUUGAGACAUAUGCCAAGAACUGCUUAUAGUCAUGUCGAAUUCAGUCGAAUGGAGGAUUUAGAAAUGUGGUUUUAUAUGACAGUUGAAUUAAUCAAGGGAUGUUUGCCGUGGGCACAUUUGAAAGAUAUGAAGGAAGUUUUUGAAUAUCAAAAAGCUUGUCGAAAUGGUCUUCCGAUGAGAGAAUUACUUGGUGGAUUACCGGCUGAAUUUGUUGAAAUUAUGCGCGCUGUAAGUCACAUUUUUUUGAAAUUUCAGUUAUUCUUGACUCAUUUUCAGAUUGAUAAACUAUCGUUCAAAAUUGAACCCAACUACAAUGAUAUUUAUGGAUGGUUGAGCAAUGCGAUUUUGUUUAGUGGAAAAUCUGAAUUUCCAUAUGAUUGGGAGGAAAUGGAGAUUGAGGAAUUCAAGAAUCCGCCGAAACCAGAAGAAAAGAAGGAGGAGAAGAAGCCGGAGGAGAAAAAAUGA